This is a messenger RNA of Cylindrotheca closterium, 216 nucleotides long. The record is from the annotation of a GenBank genome assembly. Lineage: Eukaryota; Bacillariophyta; Bacillariophyceae; Bacillariales; Bacillariaceae.
AUGAAUCCAGAAAGGAGCACUUCUCAACGUGGCCAAACCUCUGCCAGUUCUCGGCCAACUUCCAUCCAUGACUUUGGGACCAAUCCAGAUAGCGGUGUUCCGAGCACUAUUGUCGAAACAUCUGCAAAACAAAAACGUUUUGACUUGACAUUCAUGCAUCAGAAGGUAUUCUUGGCAUUUCCCGAUGAUUUCGACUUGAAGGAUUUGUCAAUUUAG